Messenger RNA from Struthio camelus australis, 2824 nucleotides. The record is from RefSeq and is a predicted model, not a curated record. Lineage: Eukaryota; Metazoa; Chordata; Aves; Struthioniformes; Struthionidae.
AUGAAACUGCUUGAACAGACGUCCAACGCUUGCAUGCUCGCUUUUCCGUGCUGUCUCGGGGUGGGUUUUGGUUUCAGCGACGUGGGGCAGUUCCUGGCCGCCUUUCACAGCCAGCGGGACGCCGUGGUGGAGGCCGCGCAGAAGCUGCUCUCCGGUGACCUGGCCCCCCAGAGGCAGAAGCUCCUGGUGGACCUCCUUCACAACUUGGACGAGAACAUCCUAGCAGAGGACAAGGAGGAGGACAAGAAAUGGUUUGAAGGUCUAGAGUCUCGUUUUAAGAAUAAGUCAAGCUACAUGCGAUACAGUUGUGAAAGCAGAAUACGAAGCUACAUGAAAGAGGUUAGUGGUUUUAUUUCAAAUGUUCAUCCAACAGCAAGAGAUGCAUAUAAAAGGAUAAUUGACCUUAUGUUGGAUAAACUGAAAUCUGUGAAAUAUAACGGGUGCUACUUUGACAGAAGAGAGGAGGAAGCAGUCCGCCUGUGCACUGUGGAGGGAUGGUUCUCUUGUCAAGGACCUUUUGACAGGGAUUACUGCCCGUGUAAACAUUCUAUCAACCCCUACAGUAACAGGGAAAGCAGAAUCCUCUUCAGUACCUGGAAUCUCGAUCACAUAAUAGAGAAGAAACGAACUGUUGUCCCAGAGCUGGCAGAAGCUGUCAAAACACGAGAUGGAAGAGAAGUGAACUGGGAAUACUUCUAUCAACUGUUGUUUACCUUGGAUAAUCUGAAACUUGUACAUAUUGCUUGCCAUAAGAAAACCAAUCAUAAUCUCAGCUGCGACAAAACUAAGAUUUACAGGAAAAGGAAGCAAACCCACAAGAUUUCUUAGCAGUACCCCUGAAAAUGACUUCUGUUUUUUCCCCAAAAUCAUGCAACAUGACACCAUUUUUAAAUAGCUCUAGUUUCUUAAUCAAAAACAUAUUUAGCAAGUCUAAAGGACUUGCUAAAGGACCCCAAAGUAAUUCAAUUGCAGUCUCACAAAGCAUACAUUCAGAUUAUGUCUAAUUCUACUCUCCCUCCUUCCUGCUUACUACAGGCCUUGCUUAGAUCACGCUACGUUAAGUGUGAUAAAGUACAGCUAUAAAUCAUACUAUAAAAAUGAGACGCAGAGGCUGCUACUGAUGAGACCUUACAAUCUCUUUCUUGCCAUGAUAAACGUAGGCCCAAAACUCAUGCUACAGACAAAUGAAGUUUGUACAAAGCAUUUUUAAAAAAAUACUCUAAACAAUGAAUUUGCAGAUUCAUAUUCCUUCAAACAUUAAGGCAAACAACGUUUCAGGAUAAUUUUGCUCUGUGCCUCUUGCAGGUAGACAACCAUUGUACUUCGAAUAUGCCAAAUGCCAAUUCAGUGACAGAGGUGUUGACUCUUCUGUAUUUUGAUACACUGAUCCACAACUGUUCCAUUUGCUAUUAUUUUAGAUGCGCGCUUUCUAGGAGUAGUAAGGCCACGGCACAUCUUUGCUUUUAUGAUGUUCUCUAUCUGUCAUCCCUCCUAAUGAUUUUCUUCUCCUUUCAGACAGCUUCUGCCUCUUGAGCUCAAGUUUGCUUGAAGCAAGACAUGCAGCUUUACUGUGUAAGCAUCACAUUUAUGUGCUGCUUUAGAAUAUUUAUUGCUUUAUAACACACUCCCUACCUCUCAUAUAACAAAAUACAUCCAUUUUCGUAAUUUAUUUUUUUUAAAUAUCAGCUGAUGGCAAUUGAAAUCUCAGGGACUGUCAGCAUAAGCAACAUUUGAAUUUUCUUAUUAAAAAAAAUCAUGGGCAUCUUUCUCCAUGUGUACGUGAAGGUAGAGGUGUGCAAGCAAGUGGUUAAUAAAACAUUAAGUAGUCUUACUAUUUUAGUCUGAUAUAAUAAGACUAAAAUACUGAGACUGAAAAGACUGAGCAUAGGGAAAGGUGUUUAUGAGUGAGGCACUAGAUACUUCUUUGUAAUUAACAUACUUGGCUCAUCUGUAAGGAAUCUUCCUUCAUGCAGUUGGUCCUCCUUACCCACAUAAAUUCAGCUAGUUCAGGUGGAAUUGUAUUAAGAUUCAUAGUGCUGUGUGAGCCAUGACUUAUUAAGUCUCAGAAACACAGGAGCUUUGCUACAAAGGGCAUUAAGUUAUUUGAAAGGCAAACAACAAACUCAACCCCCCUCCAAAACUUUUCAACAUUAAAACCAAGUAGGUGCAUUUCUAACGUAGGAUUUCUAAACAGCACUGUGUUGAGUUCACUCUUCCUGUUCACCUAUUUUAAACAUGCAUGUCACCUCUAAGUAAGAUGGAAACGCACUAUACACCGUUUUGAUGUUCCAGAAGCCAUGACAUCGAAGAUUCUGAUGACAAAUACUGUGAAAUCUACAUGGCACACUUCCCACAAACUGAAAAUCACCGUUCUGUACAGCGCUAGAACAAAGAUGAAGGUCUAUAUAUAACAGCGUAUUUGCUAGAAAGAGGAAGUAGCAAAUCUAAAUGGGAUUUGAGAAAAUUUGGAAGGACUGCUUCACAAUGGAGUUGUGUUGAAAACCAUGAGACCAGUAUUAAAAUUAAAUCUUUGUGUAUUACUGAAUUAGUGAAAAGGAGCCAAGAAAUAUCAUCGACAAACAACAUACCAGCUGAAUGGGAAUGUGAAUGAAUUAACAUGUCAUGCAUAGACAAUUUGUUUGGCUAACAAUUUUAAUAUGAAUGCUUAACAGGCUGUAGCUGUAGAAAUUAAUAUUUAAACCAUGUGCUGAUUUUAUUUGCUUUCUAGAAAUGUAGAGGAAAUUAAUAAAAAAGUUCUGGAAGCUUAUUGCAUAACCACACUUUCAAAGAAGUAUUAUCAUAAACACUGGAUGAAUGAACAGUU